Messenger RNA from Anastrepha obliqua, 4333 nucleotides. RefSeq lists its product as uncharacterized. The transcript has 6 exons. The record is from RefSeq and is a predicted model, not a curated record. Gene Ontology annotation, molecular function: zinc ion binding; metallocarboxypeptidase activity. Gene Ontology annotation, biological process: proteolysis. NCBI's taxonomy places the organism in Eukaryota, Metazoa, Arthropoda, Insecta, Diptera, Tephritidae. The coding region runs from base 1 to 4293 and encodes 1430 amino acids.
AUGUUGUGCUUUUUUGUGGUCACAAAGUUGCUUAUGCUCAAACUACUUCUCGCCAGCAUAUCCGGUUUACACGCUUACGAUUUCGGUUAUCAUCCGAGUGCCGAGGAAUUCGAUACUUUUGUGCGCGAAACGAAACGUACGUGGACGCGUGAUUUGCUCGCCAACGAGCACCGGCGUGCGUGGAACGUGAAACCACCCUUUCAUGAUGGCACCGGCAACUUUGUGCCAAAAUAUAACUAUGAUACAACGCGUUUACAAAGCGCAACAAAACAGACCACAUCCUGGCCAGGAUAUGUGCAGCGUGUCGGUCGGCCACAACAGCAUCGCUAUGAAUCGCCCAGCGUGGCUGCUGCAGCGCAUGCGUUGAACGGCAAUGCAGUCAGCUCGAGCUUGAAUUUUAAUAUGUUUAGUGCGGAGCAACAAAAUGUGGGCGUGGGGGAAGUAAAUGCUGCAGAAUUGCCGGAAGUGUUUAAUCAAUUGCGGCCAAUUGCAACGCAGCAUAAUUUUAAUCGGUCUUCUUUUGCCCGACCACAGCAAGCGAUCAAGCAAACGCUAAGCAGCAUCAUUGAAAUCGCCUCCUCGGCUGAGUCGCAAAAACAGCCUUCGAAAUUCAAUCAAAGCCUGGAUGGUAACUACACGAAUCAUACUGACACGCAAUUUCCCAUAUACUUCUCCAAUCCCGCCACUGGUAUUAUCUAUGCGAUCACUGAAGUUGGACAUGUGCCGGAUAUCGCCAAUAAGUCGCCUUCUACCAACGACAGCAUUACGAUGUAUAUCACGAAACAGCAAUACGACCGCGACUUAUAUCUCCAGCGCAAAUACUAUGAAAAUAAUUGUCAUGCUUUUCCAGGCGCAGCUACGACAAAUGGUUAUACCACGUCAAUGAACGCUGCUUCGCCGUCGAAUACUACAACUCGCCCACAGAUAAUACGUUUACGAAGACCCUCAAUAUCUACCACUAAAUCACCGAACGCGAAGUUAACCACACAUCUACACAAGCCGCCACCUGUUAUGGUCCAAACCGAAUUGACGAUCAGUGAUCAAAUCCAAUUACCGACGCGUAAGCACAAAACCAAGGUCAAACAUAAAAAUAAAAAGAAGCCAAAUAGACCGGGACGGAAGCCUAAUACACGAAAAACUAAUGCUACUGAAGCUGGGCUGCCUCAAAUAAUCAGAGGGGUGCGCGUAUCAACAGCAAAGCCGCCAACAAGCACCGAGAAGCAACAAGUUGCUACACAGCUGGAGAAACCGAACUACAUAGGAACGGUGUUCAGCAAGAGUUCUGUUAAAUCCAUGGCUAGCGACUCGAGUCUGUUAGCGAACGGCGAUGUGUCUGUGGAGCAUCGUAUUCGUAAACGUUCCGUGACUAACAUACGUGCUUAUAUGGACCAAGCGCAGAAUACGACAAUGAUCGGCAGAUUCCUCGCGAGUCAGGCUGCUUUAAACCCGACUAACGAAAGAAAAAAGACUGAAACAAACUAUGGGCCAACGAGAAGGAUAGCAAAACGACUCCGAGUGAAAAAGCGCCGUCCAAAGUUAGGGAAUCUCACUGAAAUUCACACUUUACGCAAUAGCGCAUCCAAUCGCACCAAUUGGAGGGUAUUGAAGCAGUCUAAGCGCAAAACUAAUUCCACUGGCAUAAAAAACAUGGAAGCAAAUAAGGUUUUGACCACAAAUCAAACACUUAACUACAACACUACUACGGAGUUACCGCAAGUGGUGCUCGGCAGUUCAAGAAAAUUAUCUAAGAAAAGGAAAACGAAAAAUAAGAAAGAAAAGGAGGAAAAGAGAAGUGAGUUCGAUUUCUUCGGCUUUGGCGUUGAUGAAGAUGACGACGAUGAGGACGAACGUCACGAAGAUGGCGAUGACGAUGACAACGAAGAUGAAGAUGAUGACUCGUAUGAGGACGAGGAAGAGGCUUACUAUGAAUAUGAACCAACUAGCGCGAAAACAGCAAAGCGGAAAAGACAUAAACAGCAUAAGCAGCAAAAAAAUUCUGAAAGUUUUGAGGAAACAGAGGAUUAUACGGAAGAAACAGCAGAACAAACUACAGAUAAUCACUCGACCAACUCGAUCGUAAUAGAUGAUGGCAGCUCAGCUGAGUCAGGUGCAGACUUUGGUGCAAUGGAAAUAGAGGAAAAUGUCUUAAUAAGUCCACCAACUAUAACCACAACCACAACUACAACCACCAAAAGACCAAACACCAAAGCCAGCAGCAAGAAACGCAUACGCCGCCGUCCAUCUUCCAAAGAUAGCUCAGCAUCCUACGAAGAUUACGAGUAUGAUGACGAUGGUGGUGGUGGCAUUGGUAACUUUUUUCGCAUGAUCUUCUAUCCGGUGCAAGUGCUAAUGAAUGGUAUGGCCGAAAAUAUUGGUAGUAAAGAGUCAGAAGAGGAACAAUUUUCGUAUCCUACCUACACUACAUAUAACAAUGGCAUACAGCCGAUUGAGAGUUAUGAGGAUGACGAGGAAGAACAGUCGAGCUCAUUAGCCAGUUGGUUCAGCUCGUGGUUUGGCUUUAAUAGGCGCACAAAGAAUAUUGGCAGCACAACACCAUUACCGCCGCCACGACCACCACCACCUGCUACUGAAGCGCCAAGUUGGUUUGAGUCUUGGUUCAACUUUGGCAAUAAACCAGCGGGCGUGACUGAGGAACCAAGUGAUAAUGAUAAAUGGUUCUUCGGUUGGUUUGAUUCGAAACCGAAACGACGACGCAAGGCAACUACCACUACAACCACAGUGCGUACACCAGCGGCACAAGUACCAAUUUUGACAAUCGUCGAUCCGCUCAAAAAUCCGCAAAAUUGGAUUGGCAUUCUGGCACAUCACAUAAUUAAUUCCACCUCUGCGGCAGUCACCCACAAUCCCAUAAUGAAUGCAAUGGCACAAGCCACUCCCAAUCCGGAUGUACCACGAAAAGUAACAUACGAUAGAUAUCAGAUUUGGCGACUGAAGCCACUGGACGAUACGCAAGUGCAUGCCUUGGAAGAGUACAAACGGAGCGAGGAUGGCAUUAAACUGCAGUGGCUGAAGGGGCCUACUUUAAGAGGUCUAACGGAUAUUCUAGUGCCACCAAAACAAUUGCUCGAUUUUGAGGCCAGUCUCAGCUUUGAAUCGAUCGCGCAUGAAGUGCUCAUUUACGAUGUUGGCAAGGCAAUUGCAUACGAGCAGGCACAAGAACAAUUUCACUUCAAUGCCGCCAUGCGACCGCAUAAGAACAAUAGGCACCCACAGAAGCAGCAAGCGAUCAACAUGUCAUGGCAUAAAUACUAUGAAUAUGAUGACAUUAUAACACAUUUGGAAAUGUUACGCAUGCGUCACCCACAGCUAAUCGAGUUGAUACACAUUGGUCGCUCAUAUGAAGGACGGCCAUUAGUGGUGGUGAAAAUCGAGUCAAAAGAGCACGCCGCUAGUGUGGCUACUCAAACGCAGGUGGCCCAGAAAAAGUUGAAGAGCAAAAAACAACCGAAAGAGGCAAAUUCUGUGUUCAUUGAGUCGGGCACCCAUGGCCUAGAAUGGAUUGGACCGGCCACAUCGCUUUGGAUGAUCACUGAACUGUUGCGGCUGAUCAAAAGUAACAAGACAACCACCGAUAACGAGUACAUAAAAAAUACCACUUGGUAUUUUAUGCCCAUUCUCAAUCCCGAUGGCUAUGUGUAUAGUCACAAGUACGAUCGUUUCUGGCGGAAAACACGCUCACGGCAUAUCGCACGCCGCAAUGGAAUCAUCGAUUCGGCAAUGACAUGGCUGCAGCAGAAGAAGGCAGCAACACGCGUCUGUCAUGGCGUGGAUUUGGAUCGUAAUUGGCACUAUCAGUGGGGCAAACGGGGUAGUUCGAAAUCGCCGUGCAACGAGUUUUACGCAGGACCAGGUCCGUUUUCGGAACCCGAAUCUAAAGCGCUGUCCGAAUUUCUAAUUGAUUAUCGCAAACAGAUAAAGAUGUACAUUUCAUUGCAAUCAUAUGGCCAGAUUAUUUCAUAUCCUAUGAAAGCGAACACUUCAUUCAACGCCGAACGCAUUGACGACUUUCUCGACGUGGCCAUGGUGGGAACGGAUGGCUUGCGUAAGCAAGGCAGCAAAUCACGCUAUAAGAUUGACUCAACUAGUGAUCUGGUGGAAAAUCGAUCUGGUUGUUCCGAUGCAUUUGCCGCUUAUGAAGUUGGCAUACCCUUCAGUUUCACUAUUCAAUUGGCCGACAAUGGAGUGCAUGGCUAUCUGCUGCCCAGCGCAUCGAUAGAGCCAACCGCACGUGACGCUUUCGAAAUAAUUACGGCGAUGGUUGAUUAUAUUUGAUAAAGCAAUCGAGUCAAAUGGAUUAUCUAGAACUUGAAGA